Cokeromyces recurvatus is the source of this 1431-nucleotide messenger RNA. Its product is annotated as major facilitator superfamily domain-containing protein. Lineage: Eukaryota; Fungi; Mucoromycota; Mucoromycetes; Mucorales; Mucoraceae. The record is from RefSeq and is a predicted model, not a curated record. Bases 13 to 1389 code for a protein of 458 amino acids. The transcript has 2 exons.
AAAAAAAAAAAAAUGCUUAUACAUGAUCAUUUUAAUACACCUGUUGUGCAAGUCAUAUUAUUGGGCUUUGUUUGUCUAUGUUGUCCUGGUAUGUUUAAUGCCUUAUCAGGUCUGGGUGCAGGUGGAUCUAUGAGUUCGGAUGUGGGUCUAACAGAUGCUGCUAAUGGUGCGCUUUAUGGUUGUUUUGCAAUUGUAGGGUUCUUUGCUGGUUCAAUUACAAAUACGCUUGGUGUCAAAUAUACAUUGACAAUCGGAUCAAUUGGCUAUGCCAUUUAUUCAGCUGCAUUCUGGGUUUAUGAUCGUAAACAUGUUUCUGGAUUUGUCGUAGCAGCUGGUGCUAUCCUUGGAUGUUUAGCAGCCAUCUUCUGGUCUGCUCAAGGCGCGAUCAUGAUGUCCUAUCCUGAAGAAAAGAAUAAAGGUAAAUCUGUAGCUAUAUUUUGGGCUCUCUUUAAUUGUGGUGGUAUCAUUGGAUCCUUGAUUACACUUGGAAUGAAUCUAAAGAAUACAAAUAAAGGAGGUGUCUCUACUGGCACCUAUACGGCAUUUGUCAUUAUUAUGUUGGCAGGUGUCUUAUUUUCAUUCACAUUAGCAAAUCCCUCUAAAGUGAUUCGAUCUGAUGGUACACGUGUUGUUGUUUCGAAAUCUGCUGAUUGGAGAACUGAAGUUAAAGGUGUUGUGAAGGUAUGGAAGGAAUGGCGUAUGCUUGCUUUAGUCCCUGCUUUCUUGGCUUCCAAUUGGUUUUAUGCUUAUCAAUUCAAAAUCAAUUCAAUUUAUUUUGAUCCUUCAACAAGAGCCCUGAACGAUCUUCUCUACUGGGCUAUGCAAGUGACUGGAUCUGGCUUGCUUGGUUAUUUACUAGAUCUUCAAUCACUUAAACGUCGUACACGUGGCUUAAUAGCUCUCUGUAUUUUAUUUUUAGUCUUAAAUAUAGUAUGGGCAGGUGGUUUCGCUUUCCAAUUAACGUUUGAUGCUUCGACUUAUUCUGACCCUAUUCACUGGACGAGUCAUCGUUUUGGAGGACCCUUUGUGUUAUUCAUCUUUUACGGGUUCUCGGAUUCCAUCUAUCAAACUUAUUUAUAUUGGUUAAUGGGGGCCAUGUCCAAUGACCCUGCUCUCUUGGCUCGUUAUGCUGGAUUUUAUAAGGCUGUACAGUCAGCGGGUGCAGCGAUAGCCUUUGGCAUUGAUGCAUCCUCUGUUCGUCUUCGUUGGGAGUGUCUGAUUUGUUGGAUCCUUGUCUUUAUCUCGUUUCCAUUUAUUUUCCUAGUAGCAAAUAAGAUUAAAGAUACCAACAUCUCUCUGAUAGUAGAAGAGAAUGAUUUGAAGGAAGAAAUAUCAACUCCUUAUCAAAAUGAUACAAAAAUCACAGAUCCAUUAGAAAAAGCUUGCUAAAAAAAAAAACUCCCCUCCUACUUUUUUGUUCUAAUAUCUUUC